UACAAACUUCAUUAUUUAAAAAAAAAAAAAAAGUGAAAACUUGGCACACGACCGCUGCGUAAUGUAUCAGGAGGCGCGCUCCAAAAGCGAACGCACAUGAAACGCGCGAACCGCUGCCUCAUACAACUUCACUCACAAUCUAACGUCAACUUUCCCUUUCCUGAAAUUUCGUGCCCGGUCUGCACAAACCCCGCUUUCUUCCGUUUUCCAUGUCAUUUCCUGUAAUAAAAAGAUGGUGGUCAUAGCAGAGAGAAGCAGCUGACUGUGGUACAAACAUUUGGAGAUGAUAAACUUUGCAUCGCCCGGGACUAGUGAAAUCCCCCCGUGCCGUUGCGUCACCGCCGCGUUUCUCGGAGCGGCCGAAGGCGAGGCGCGCCACGGCUGAAGAAGACCACCAAAGACCCCGCGACGCACUGCGUAUAUUCUGUAGACGUUUUAAUAUGUUGAAGUGAAACGAGGCAGACAGGAGUCUCUCCUUCCUGCCCAGAUGGCAGAUGCCUGUGUUGUUCCAGAGCAUUCCUCCAUGGAAGUUGAGGCCGAAUGCAGCACCAGUGCCUCAAAUGAGAAGUCAAUUGAAGAGCCAAACAAAAAACUAAAAGUUGACCAUGAGCAUUCAACCAGUUUUUGGUUCUGUGAAGAGUGCAAGAAGUAUUUCUUGGAGGAGUGCCCUACCCAUGGGCCCCCUGUUUUUGUGCCAGACACCCCUGUGGCAUCAGGGGUGUCCAAUCGGGCAGCUCUCACUGUACCCUCAGGCAUUGAGAUCCACCGAGAUGGUGAUAAGGUGGAUGUCUGCUGCAUGGAUGAAAACAUACCAAAGGGGGCGCUGUUUGGUCCUUAUCAAGGCCAAAUAAUGGCCUCUGAUAAACCCUCAGGGCCAUACUCUUGGAUGAUUGUUGAUAAGGACAACAAAUAUAAAUUCAUUGAUGGGAGUGAUGAAACUACAUCUAACUGGAUGAGGUUUAUUCUGAUUUCUUCUGAUGAGAGUAAAAAGAAUCUGAGUGCAUUUCAACAUGGCGAAGAAAUCUACUUCCGAGUGUGUCGGAGACUGACGGUGGGCGAGAAACUCUGUGUGUGGUACAGCAGCGAGUACAUGAGGCGACUGCAGAGUGUGUCUCGGGACAGCAUUGACCGCAAUCUGGACACAGGAGUGAAAUUAGAAGAACAAGAGGAGCCCAAAGGUCCAGUGUUGAGAUCUGCAAUGCACGGUAGACGGACCCCAAGUAAGCAUGGAAGUGAUGAGGCAGAAAACCAGCCCCAGGCCAAGAAAAAGAAGAUUGACCUCAUUUUCAAAGAUGUCCUGGAAGCAUCCCUGGAGGCUAAUCAAAGUCAGAACAACCCCCUGAACAGCACCUUGUCUUUUCAAAGAACAAGAACAAAAGGGAUACUUAUGGUCACAUCAACCCAGGCCAAGAAAAAGAAGAUUGACCUCAUUUUCAAAGAUGUCCUGGAAGCAUCCCUGGAGGCUAAUCAAAGUCAGAACAACCCCCUGAACAGCACCUUGUCUUUUCAAAGAACAAGAACAAAUGUCAGCCAGGUUUUCAGCCAGCCUGAUACAGAGUGUAAAGAGUCUGUCUUCACCUCUGGAUUGGCUUCCAUGGAACACCACGAGAGUGGGUUUGAUGCAAAAUGCAUUAAAAUGGAAGAAACAGAAGAAGAGGUGACUCUGACCAGCGAAGGACCAUCAACAUCUUUUUGCCCAAACUGUGUAAAGUUAAAACGACGAAUCCGUGAGCUGGAGGCAGAACUGCUCUAUCUCAGAGGACAGGGGCAUGCUGAAAUUAAGCCUUUACCACCAUCUGAGCCACUUCCUAGUGAGGACCUCAAAGAUGCCAUGACGCCCAUCCCAGCGGCGCUUGAGGAGGAUGACCAGGAUGUUGAUUCUGCUGAUGAAUCCAUUCCUACUGACCUCGUGGUAGCUACAGAUGAGUCUUCAAAACUCUCUGUGGGCUCAGGUCGUCGGAUUCGUCGCUUCAAGCAGGAGUGGCUAAAGAAGUUCUGGUUUCUCCGUUAUUCGCCCACACUUAAUGAGAUGUGGUGCCACGUGUGCCGACAAUACACCGUCCAGUCCUCCCGCACCUCUGCUUUCAUUAUCGGUUCCAAGCAAUUCAAAAUCCACACCAUUAAACUUCACAGCCAAAGCAAUCUGCAUAAGAAGUGUUUGCAGCUUUACAAACUUCGCAUGCACCCAGAUAAGACAGAGGACAUGUGUCGUAAUAUGAUGACUCUCUUCAACGCUGCCUACCAUCUAGCUUUGGAAGGAAGGCCAUUUUCUGAUCUGCGACCCUUGGCGGAGCUCCUCAAGAAGUGCGACCUCAAAGUAGUAGAUCAGUACAUGAAUGAAAAUGACUGUCAGAUUCUCAUCCAACACAUUGCCCGAGCAUUCAAAGAGGAUUUGGCCGAGAAGAUUCGCCUUUCGCCCUUUCUAAGCAUCAUCAUGGAUGGACAGAACGAUGAACUCUUGGCUGACGCUGUUGCCGUUUAUGUCCAGUUCACCACCACUGGCAAUGUGGAAGGCUACCUCCAGGCUGUGGAUCGUGCCUUUGGUGUCCUUGGCCUAAGACUCCAGGACAAGCUGGUUGUUGGCUUGGGAAUAGAUGGCUCAAACCUCUCCUCUAGUCUGAGGGCAAAAAUUUACAUAGCCAUACGAAAGACAAUCCCUUGGGUGUUGUGUCUGCCUGUGAUGAUCCAUCGUCCCCAUUUAGAGGUUCUGGAUGCCAUCAGCGGGAAGGAACUCUCUUGCUUGGAGGAUUUGGAAAACAACUUGAAGCAACUGCUGAGCUUCUACCGGUAUUCUCCACGUAUGAUGGCUGAGUUGAGGACGACAGCACCAACUUUGUCUGAGGAAACUGAAUUUCUUGGGGAUAUAAGGGCCGUCCGUUGGAUCAUAGGGGAACCCAAUGUUCUCAAUGCCCUAAUCAAGGACUAUCUGGAGGUGGUUGCUCACUUGAAGAGCAUAAGCAGCCAAACCCAGAGAGGCGAUGCUGCUGCCAUUGCUCUGUCUCUUCUACAGUUCCUGUUGGAUUAUCAGUCGGUGAAGCUGAUCUACUUUCUGUUGGACAUCAUUGCUGUCUUUUCACGACUUGCUUUCAUCUUUCAGGGGGACUAUCUGUUGCCGUCACAGGUGGAUGCAAAAAUGGAGGAUGCUAUUAAUGAAAUUGGUCAAUUGGUGGACUCCCCAGGGGAGUACCUACAGGAGUUUGAGGACAACUUUCGGGAGAGUUUCAAUGGCGUGGAACUCAAGAACUUGCGGGUUGCCGAGUCCAAGUUUCAGUCCAUUCGAGAGAAGAUCUGUCAGCGAAGUCAAGGCAUCCUGGCCCAACGUUUUGAUCCACGCAGUUGCACAGUGGUCCAGGCUUGUAAGAUCCUUGACCUGGCUUCGUGGCCUCUUAACAGGGAUGAUCUUGGUGCAUAUGGAGAAGAGGAGAUCCUUGUCAUUUUUGACCACCUGGAGACUAUUCCGUCAUCUGGCCGUGGACUCUCUCAAGAAAGAAUAGAUGCCCGAGGAAGCCUUGUAGUUGAAUGGAGGGAUCUAAAAGCUGAUUAUUGUAGUGUGAAUGGUUUUAAAGAAGUAGUCAAUCACAUCUUCAGAUACAAGCAACGUUUUCCUCUUCUCAAUCACAUCCUGCAGGUUGCCAGGGUCUUGCCAACGUCAUCAACAUGCUGCGACAAGGCAAGAUGCUCGUUGCAAAAAGUGCGCAGAAAUAGCCGUUCCAGACUGACUCUGGAUCAGAUCAACGAUCUGCUCACCUUGGCCGUUAACGGACCACCUAUCGGGAGCUUUGACGGAAAGCGAGCAUUGGACAGCUGGUUUGAAGAGAAAUCCGGGAACAGCUAUUCGCUCUCAGCAGAAGUGCUGAGCAGAAUGUCCACCACCGAACAAAAGUCUGUGUUGCACAAUAUGGAUAUGAAUGCAGAGUAUUAUCCAGAUAUUUGACUGAUCAGCGCCAAUUACUCAGCCAACAUGAUUCCAAAAAGCCAUCUCAUUGGAAAAGGGCUGAUCGGGACUAUAAUGUGAUUGGCCAAGUAGUUUGACACUGGCCCUGCUGCUAAAAUGGCCUAGAUCAGCGUCUUCUCUAAGAGUCGGUAUGAAUGCCUUUGCAGGUCGCAGGCACAUGAAACACUUUAAAAUGUUCAUGUAAAUGGUUGUGAUGUGUUGAUAUGUGUUUUUGUCCAAAGAGAUACUAUUUUCAAGUCGUGAGGAUUGUUGCCUUUAGGUGAAUGUUCGACUGAGCACCAUUUCAUCAGGCAUUGGUGAGUGAAGCCUCAUACAGUCUUUUUUUAAUCUCUGAAAAUGUCACCUUGCAAAAACCGAUUCAACUAUACGUUCUGGAAAAACAGUUUUAUUAUUAUAUCUGCAAUAUAAUUUGAGCAAUCAUUCUGUAUUUGUAUGUAGAUCUGUGUGUAUGGAAAUGAUAGAACAAAAAGGUCUUCAUUUUUAUAGCAUGUUCUUAUGCUGGUUACCGCUGAGUGGAAUGGAAAUAGCCACUAUUUUGCCAUGCAGUAUAUUCCUAACAUAAUCUUUAGUUAACCAUUACUCUUAAGUUUACAUGUAUAUCUUGGUUUGAUAACAUGUUGAUGUGCCAUAAUACUUUAUGCAGCCGGGCACCUGUAAUGUGCAGUUUACACCCAGUCUGAUUAAAAGAUUUCCAAUAUAUAGCCUAAAUAUGCAGGGUUUGAAUGCCUUACCAAUAGAAAAAAGAUUUCUCGGUUCUUUUAGCAUGUGCUGGUGCUUGAUUUCUGGUACAUGUUUAUAUUAUGUACUGCUACCGGCAGCCAUGUCAGACCCCCCUUAUGAGCCAAUUCAAAUUAUAUCAUAGUUAAAUUUUCAUAUUUGAAGCGAUUUUACUCUGAUGCCACAUCAACGCAACAAAUAUAUGUUUACUUUUUAAUGCUGCUUAGAGGCGGUCUAAAUAGUCAAAUGUUUACUAAAAAUUUUAUGAUUAAUGAUGAACAGAAAAUACUUCAGUAAUAAUACCACAAAAUUGCAUCACUGUCUGUCUCAGCAAUACUUUUCAUCCAGUACAAAUGCUUGUGCAUGACGUCACCACUAGUAGGCGACACUGUACGACAGUUUACCUUUGGAUGAAAUUUUAGUAUCUGAAAGAAUAGCACUAUUUAAAUCAAAGUCAUACAAGAAUAAAGCUUUUAUAUUUUUGAUUGUGUUAUUAUGUGCAUUUGUGUAUUCUGGCAGUGCAUGUGUUAGGGUUAGCACCAUAUAUUUUUCCAUAUAUUUUCACUUGUUAUUUUUGCCUUACCUUGCCACUAAAUUCCAUCAAUUAUACAUGUGCAAUAUACAUUUAACACUUAAAUUGUACAUUCUUAAAUACAAACAAGUCUAAUACUUAAUAAUAAUGUUCCCUGAAGCAAAACUGUGGAAUUUAGAGGUUUCCAACAUGACUGAGCAUGUUUUUUUCAUUUGUGUAUGGAUUCACCCUUUUUUAUUUCUU
Molecule: messenger RNA, 5447 nt
Organism: Sinocyclocheilus anshuiensis
Lineage: Eukaryota; Metazoa; Chordata; Actinopteri; Cypriniformes; Cyprinidae
Product: zinc finger protein 862-like
Exons: 9
Coding region: 488-3934 (1148 amino acids)
Molecular function (GO): protein binding
Source: RefSeq, a predicted model, not a curated record